UUGCCCUGCUUGCCAAAUGCCGCAGCGGUUGCCGCCGAUGCCAUUACCACCACUUCCACCACCAUCAGUAUCACCGCCACAAUCGCAACCACCAGUGCCGCCGGCUGGAGCGGCUGCGAAGAAGCGGAAACACGCCACGGAGACUAGCAAGCUACGCAAGAAGCAGAAUGGCGGCUCUGGUUCAAGUAAGGUUGAGGUUCCAUGCAGAGGCUGCAAAGAGGUUUUUUCCGUUCCAGCUAGUCUCACGAAGUUCGCUUGCCCUAAGUGUGGUGUUGAGAACCCCGUCGAGAUCGAAGAAAUCAAUGAGCUAGCGGUUGAGGUUGAACGUGAUGAAGAUGAAGGCGGAACAGCAGGAGAAACAUUUACAGAUUAUCGGCCAGCAAAAGUAUCUAUGGGACCUCCGCACCCAGAUCCUGUUGUUGAGACUUCUUCCUUGUCUGCAGUGCAGUCACCUGAACCUACUUAUGAUCCAAUACUUAAAGAUUAUUUGGAAAGUUCAAAGGCUUUGUCAUGCCUGCAGAUAGAGACAUUGGUCUAUGCUUGUCAGAGGCAUCUUCUACACCUUCCAGACGGCACAAGGGCAGGAUUUUUUAUUGGGGAUGGAGCUGGUGUUGGUAAGGGCCGCUCAGUUGCUGGGCUUAUUUGGGAGAACUGGCAGCAAGGACGGGAAAAGGCGUUAUGGAUUUCUGUUGGUUCAGACUUGAAGUUUGAUGCCAGAAGAGACUUGGAUGAUAUGGGUGCAACUUGUGUUAAAGUGCAUGCUUUGAACAAACUGCCUUAUUCUAAGCUUUCUUCGAAGUCUGUUGGAGUCAAGGAUGGGGUUGUUUUCUCAACUUACAGUAGCCUCAUAGCAUCCUCUGAUAAGGGUCAAUCUCGUCUCAAACAACUUGUGCAGUGGUGUGGGCCAAAGUUUGAUGGUCUUAUAAUAUUCGAUGAGUGUCACAAAGCGAAAAACUUGAUGCCGGAAGCUAAAGGUGGUAUGCAGCCAACACAAACUGGCAAAGCAGUGCUUGAUAUACAGUCUCAACUACCCGAAGCUCGUGUUGUUUAUUGUUCUGCCACUGGUGCAUCUGAACCUCGCAACAUGGCUUAUAUGGUUCGACUCGGCCUUUGGGGUGAUGGAACUUCUUUCUGUGAUUUCAAGGAAUUUUUAGGUGCACUUGACAAAGGGGGUGUAGGAGCUCUAGAACUAGUUGCCAUGGACAUGAAAGCAAGGGGAAUGUAUUUAUGUCGGACCCUUAGCUACAAGGGUGCUGACUUUGAAGUUAUUGAAGCACCAUUAGAGGAUAAGAUGAUGGACAUGUAUGAAAAAGCUGCAAAAUUUUGGUUGGAACUGCGUGUGGAUUUACUGUCUACAACUUCCAAUGCCUUUUUAAAUGUGAAAUUUGAUUCACGUACACUGUGGAGAUUAUACUGGUCAUGCCACCAGCGUUUCUUUAGACACAUGUGUUUGUCCGCUAAAGUACCUGCUACUGUGAGACUAGUGAAGCAAGCAUUGAUGGAAGAUAAGUGUGUAGUUAUAGGACUGCAGAGUACUGGGGAAGCCAGGACUGAAGGAGCUGUGGCAAAAUACGGUUUUGAACUUGAUGAUUUCAUUUCUGGGCCUGAAGGGUUGCUGGAAAAAUUUGUAGAUGACUGUUUUCCAUUGCCAGAGAACCCCGAACUUCAUGAAAAGGAUGCAUUGCUUGAUCUCGAGGGGAUGGGGCACUCAACGAGUCCUUGUGUAUCAGGAAAAGUAAAGGGCAGGAACAUAGCUAAGGUGCAUCCUUCUAGUAAUAUUGAAAGUUACGAAGAAUCUGAAACUGACACUGAUCCUGAAAUGGAUGAAUCUGAUUAUGAACCAGAAGGUGAAGAGAGUGCUGCCUCUGCUCUUGAAUCUAGUGACUCUGAUUAUGAUGAGCUUCAGACAUGUGAAUUGUGCAGCUUAGAGGAGGAAAGGCAUAAUUUGCUUUCAUGCUCCGGCUGUGGUAAACUGGUCCAUCAAGAAUGCUUAAGUCCCCCAAUUCACAAUUUAACUCCAGAAAAAUGGUUAUGCACUGUGUGCAAAGGAAGAACAAAUGACAUCCAACCAGGUCCUGACUACCUAACUGAACUCAAGAAGAGGUAUGAUGCAGCUUUGGACCACAAGACAAAACUGUUAGAGACUAUUCGUAAAUUAGAUCUUCCGAUCAAUCCCUUGGAUGAUAUUAUUGAUCAGUUAGGAGGCACUGAAAAAGUUGCUGAAAUCACAGGAAGAAAAGGCAGGCUUGUGAGGGCCCCUUCGGGAAAGGGUGUAAUUUAUGAGCCUCGUAACAAAAAAGAUAUCAGUAUGGAGAUGGUAAACAUGCAUGAAAAGAAGCUUUUUCUGGAUGCUAAGAAGUUUGUAGCUAUUAUAUCUGAAGCCGGAUCUGCGGGUUUUUCAUUGCAUGCAGAUAGAAGGGUUAUUAAUCAGAAAAGAAGAGUUCAUAUAACUUUAGAACUUCCUUGGAGUGCUGACAAAGCAAUUCAGCAGUUUGGAAGAACUCAUCGAUCAAAUCAAGCUUCAGCUCCAGAAUACAGGGUACUCUUUAGUAACCUUGGUGGUGAACGAAGGUUUGCAUCUGUUGUUGCUAAAAGAUUAGAAUCUCUUGGUGCUUUGACUCAGGGGGAUCGCAGGGCUGGACCUUCAUUAAGUGCUUACAAUUAUGAUAGUAGUUAUGGAAAGAGGGCUCUAAUGAUUAUGUACGAAGGAGUAUUGGAACAGGAUUCUCUUCCAGUUGUUCCUCCUGGAUGUUUAUCUGACAAUCCUGUUACAAUCAAUGAAUUUAUUAUGGAAGCAAAAGCUGCUCUUCUAUCUGUUGGAAUAGUUAAAGGAUAUGAGGAACAUUCUGGAAGUUUAUCUGGCUACAUUAGUGAUAAUGAUAUGCAAGAUGUUCGGCGAUUCCUCAAUCGGCUUCUAGGACUUCCUCCUGAUAUUCAGAAUAGGCUUUUUGAAUUAUUUGCGAGCAUAUUUGAUCAUCUCAUUCAGAAUGCUCGCAUUGAAGGUAACCUUGAUACAGGCAUUGUGGAUAUGAAGGCUAAUGUUGUAGAACUACAAGGGACUCCAAAGACAGUUUAUAUUGAUCCAGUGACGGGGGCUUCAACAGUUCUGUUCACUUUCAUCUUGGAUAGGGGGACCACAUGGCAGCUGGCAACCUCCAUGCUGAAUGAGAAGCAGAAGGGUGGGCUUGGAUCAGUCAAUGAUGGUUUCUACGAGUCUAAGAGGGAGUGGUUAGGAAGGCGUCAUUUCAUUUUAGCAUUUGAAAGUUCUGUUUCGAAUAUGUAUAAGAUAGUUCGCCCUACUGUUGGAGAAUCCUUUCGGGACAUGCAUCUGUCAGAAUUAAAAAGGAAAUAUAAAAAAGUUUCAUGUUUAAAGAAUGCUCAAAAAGGAUGGGAAGUGGAAUAUAAUGUUUCAUCUAAACAGUGCAUGCACGGUCCCAAAUGUAAGCUUGGCAACUUCUGUACUGUUGGCCGAAGUCGGCAGGAAGUAAAUAUCUUGGGUGGUGCUAUUCUUCCUCUUUGGCGAGCUAUUGAGAAGGCCCUUUCUAAUCAGUUGCGCCGAAACCAUAGGAGGCUACGUGUUGUUCGCAUUGAGACUUCUGCUGAUAACCAGCAUAUAGUUGGCGUUCUUGUUCCUAAUGCAGCUGUUAAAUCCGUCCUUCAAGGUUUGGAAUGGGUUCCAGCUGAUGAUAAUUGACCCGUGACACUAGACAGGUCACUUUGUUUUUUGGUGAAGUGGCAAAAAGAUGCUGCCUUCUCAUGUUGCUUGUCCCUAGUUAUUUUUUGGAAAAAGGUUAAACCUGGUUGUUGAAUACUUUUGGAGGGAAACAGACUCAUCCUCAGUGUCAUGCAAUAUAGUUGGCAUGAUUUUGUUACCCAUUUUUUGGUAUAUAAUUUGAUGUAUAGUGUUGAGGGUGAUGCUGAUCACUAACUAAAACAUAAUAGUUGACUAAG
Molecule: messenger RNA, 3951 nt
Organism: Arachis stenosperma
Lineage: Eukaryota; Viridiplantae; Streptophyta; Magnoliopsida; Fabales; Fabaceae
Product: protein FORGETTER 1-like
Exons: 33
Coding region: 17-3694 (1225 amino acids)
Biological process (GO): regulation of DNA-templated transcription
Cellular component (GO): nucleus
Molecular function (GO): chromatin DNA binding; histone binding
Source: RefSeq, a predicted model, not a curated record